AUGGUGGAUUUAGAGCUGAUGUCCGACAAUGGAGUUGAGAAUUUUGCUGACUCCAUAGUUAAGAGGGGCUUGUGCACUUGGCUAACUCCCGUCCAACGCGUUUACACUCGCGAAGACCUUCUACAAGCGAAAAAUGCUAAGGCUUGCGGUAAUGUCCCACCCAUCAGUCUCAAUGAGAAUAUUGCGGAAAUCGUCGUCGGCCUCCAGACGAUCACAGUUGCCUGA
Messenger RNA from Haemonchus placei, 225 nucleotides. The record is from the annotation of a GenBank genome assembly. Lineage: Eukaryota; Metazoa; Nematoda; Chromadorea; Rhabditida; Trichostrongylidae.